This is a messenger RNA of Symbiodinium sp. CCMP2592, 1110 nucleotides long. NCBI's taxonomy places the organism in Eukaryota, Dinophyceae, Suessiales, Symbiodiniaceae. The record is from the annotation of a GenBank genome assembly.
AUGGUGCUGGAGGACCUCAACGACUUUGAGCUCUUCCGUGCGUGUGGCCCGCUCUAUCCAGCCUUUGCGAUCGAGAGCCUCACCAGCAUCAUUCUCGGGCUGUUCUUCACCUACCUCGCCCUCCGCAUUGUCGUGAGGACCGAUGUCAAGCAGCCGAUAAAUGCAGUGUGGCUUAUGAUCCGUGACUACAUCUCCCCAGCCGCGGACCAGUGGUGGACGUUGAUGAAGACGUGGCCAGACAUGCCGAACAAGCCCUGUUCGGACAGGAUCGCAUACUGCCGAAACCUGAACAUCGCCAUGUGCAUUGCGCAGGCGCUGGCCGCAUUCUUCUCCGUGUUCCGCUGGCUGCACAUUGGCAACGUGAACGGUCUCCGAUACCUCGGCUACGCCUUCACCUGCUCGCUGAUGCAGGCGGAGUUGGUGGUUUUGAUCGCACCUUAUGUCCCUUGCUACAAGUUCAACGUUGUCGCCGUGGUCAUCUUCACCCAUGCCUUUCUCAUCUGCGGCUGGAUCGGCUCCUUGCACGAGGGCUUCUUGUUUGAAGACGCCUCGUGGGAGUUCUUCAAGUCGUCCUGGGAGGUUGCAGACUUGGUGAUCACCAACAAGGGCAUCACCAUUGGCAUCACGGCAUCUUGCCUCUGCUUCCUGUGCUUUGUGCAAAUGCCCUUCCUGGCCUUGUGCUACUUCUGCGCAGGAGGGUGCCGUGCCAACCGCGACCUCCCAUACCACUACCUUCGCUUGAUGUGCAGCGUCUGGUUUACUUGGCCGGCAUUUCCAUGCUGGUGGAUGGUCUCUGCCGAAGGUCUUGGCCUCUUCGGUGAUGCGAAAAGCAACGCCGUGGGCUUCGCCAUCUUAAACAUGAUCUCCAAAGGAAGCUUCACGCUUUCCAUGCUCAAGAUCGGCGCAGACCACCGUCGCAGGUGGCCAGAUCUCGCGCCGGCGAACAAGAGAAACCAAAGCUGGUUGGUGGAGAAGCUCCAGUGCUACGAAUCAGAGCACCCCAAGGGCAAGGAGCAGAAGUUGCAAGAGAAGAAGACGACGGAAGAAGAAGAAGAUGGUGAGUCCAAGGUGCAGCAGCCAGCGGCGGGAGUAGAGACGCUCUGGGUGUGA